This is a messenger RNA of Aphis gossypii (cotton aphid), 3294 nucleotides long. RefSeq lists its product as uncharacterized. Lineage: Eukaryota; Metazoa; Arthropoda; Insecta; Hemiptera; Aphididae. Bases 711 to 2717 code for a protein of 668 amino acids. The record is from RefSeq and is a predicted model, not a curated record. The transcript has 22 exons.
AAAAUAAUUCACGGAGAAAUAAUUAACUGUCCAAUUGGUGGAUUAACUAAUGAUCAGAUUUGCAAGCAACUAACUAUUGAAAGUGUUUUGUAUAAAUUCUAUACAAUUGCUGAUGAUUCAAGUGAAAUAUUUAGUAUUAUAAAAUUAACUCUGCAGUCCAGCUUCAGUGUGGUCAUCGUCUCAAGUCAUCGUGUGUCGUGGCUGUUCGUCGUCUUGCUAACGGUGUUCCCCGUCUCCCGCAGAUCAGUGGAAAUUAAUAUAAUAUAUAAAUUUAUUGUCAAUUAAUAACUAUUGUGUUUUCGUUUCUUUAAUCCCCUUGCUCACAAGAGUUCUGAGGACCGAGCGUCCGACGACAUCACUAAUAAGGAUUCGUCAGCAUACAAUUAUUUAUUUUAGAUUGUGAUAUUAUCACUAUUAUUAUUAUCAUUAUUAUAUUAUCACUUUCUACCCAUGUUAGCGGUUAUGUUUCUUUGAUUGUAGUUUUAGUUGUUUUUGUGCGAAUGUGCGACGCACGUCGUUACUAACUUACUGUAUUAUUAUGUAUGCAUAUUGAAAUUAUUGAAAGUAAUAAAUUGUUGUAAGUGAAAGUCUUAGUUAUUUCUUACAAGAUUUUAAAAUUGUAAUACCUAACUUUGUUGUUAAUUUUACUAGGUACAGAAAAUACGAAGGAAACAUUGGAUAAUCUAUAUAUUGGAAUUGAUGAUAACGAAAUGCAUGAAGACAAAAGAAACGAAAAAAAAAACCAAGACUAUGUUCAGUCAAUCAAAACAAACUUAAGUAUAACUGAAGCUACAUUUCAACUGUACGUGAUAUUUAGAAAAUCAUUGAUUUUAGAUGAUACUAUUCCAAUUGAAACACGAUGGAUUGAAGCUCUUAAAAUAGGAACUGAUACGUACAGAAUUAAAUUUCAUGAAAAAUUAGUAUACCAAUACGCCUUAAAACAAAACUCACCACCAUCUUCCCAAAUUUGGUCCAAUAUUCCACCAUUGAAAAGCGAAAAGAAUCAAAAGACGUUUUCAAAAGAAUACAUGGUUUUAAUUCAAUCGUACUACAAUGCAGCGAGUACCUACUACUUUUCUAUGAAAUACAAAUUGGCAAAUCGUGUGAUCGAUGAUGGUUUGAAUUUUUUCAUAUCUAUACGAAACCAAUUGUAUGAUCUUAAUACUAGUACAGAACAAGAAAUAAGACAUGCACGAAUAUGGUAUAUACUAUUACAAACAUUGAAAGUAGAUAUUACUAAGUAUGUACCAUAUGAAAAUACCUUAAUAGAUGAAGAAACUAAAUUAUUAGACGCAGAAGAAGAGUUUUUUUUAUUUCAUAAAUCAUUUCCCAGUUCUGCAGUAUUAUUGUUUAGAAGAUAUUUUUUAGACAAGGACAUUGAUACGUAUACGAGAAAUAAAUUAAAAAAUUAUUUGGACCGUCCGACGUUAUGGAAUACAUUUGAUGACGAUAUUUUGUACAGGGAUCAUAUUUCUAUGUACAAGUUUUUAGUAUUUUUCAAUAAAAGUGUUGAAGACACUGAAAAAUUAAUUAAUAUAUUUGAAGCAAUCAAAAGGCCGGUAUUAUCCACCGAAGAUAGAUUAUUAAACUAUGAAGCAACUAAAUUGGCAUUGGAAAUUGUUAAACCAUGCAUUGAUUUAACUACGUCGUCAUCUCAUACGGAUGAGUGUAGCAAAUUUCAAGAGUAUAUAGAUUUGGAAUCCAUAAUUAUUUCCAAAUUACGAAUUCUACAUGAUUUGGAAAAGGAAAAGUUAAUAGAAAAACUUAUAAAAGAACUAACAACUAAUAAUCAUAUUAUUGAACAGAACGUAUUACAUUCAAUUGUGACUGCGGCUAUAGAUAUCGACACAGACUCGGAUAAAUAUAAAACAAAUUUAAAAAAUGUUAAAAAAGCAAUCGAAUUACUUGAUACUUACGUCGAAUAUUAUGAUAGAAACCUACAAGUAAAUAAUGAAAUAGAAGAUGAAAAGUCAAAUGUGAUAUCAAAAAGAACUACUGAGAAUAAAUUCAGUACACUUUUAACCAAAGAACAAUUGCUUAAGAAAUUAGCAAAUACAAUACACACUACAGACGAAAAUGUAAACAAUCUUUUUAUUGCCUAUAAGUGGUUAAUGGAACUGAAUGGAGUAGUUGUUGGAAACGAUUUACAAACUGAUGAUCGAAAAAAAGAAUAUUUAGAUAAAAUAAAAAAAUUGGCUUCUGAAGAAAAAAGAUUGCUUUGCACUGAAAGUAUUAAGACAGAUGCACAUUAUAUGUAUCUAAAAACUAAAUUAGAGAGCAAAAGUUUAUUAUCCCGUUAUGAUUGGGAAGCUUCUAAUAGGCCUAGUGGUUGGAUUUCGAGUAUGCCAAGCACAACAAAAUCAAAAAACAAGAACAUUGACCAAAGCAAGGCUAAAAAAAUGAUUAAAAAACUAAUAUACCUGUUAGAUAAAUUUGAAUGUCCAUACAUCAAUAUGAUAGAAAUAUUUACGAUCAUAUUUAGAUAUUUUUGGAUACUUCAACUUGAUUAUGUUGCGAUGUACCAAAGUAUAAAGAGUGCUAUUACCGAAAUAGUUGUUACUCCUGAAGACCAUUUGAGAAAUUUCGAAGCGAAUGAAUUAUUAACUAUGUAUUUGGUACAACGUAAUGAGUUUGGAAUUAAAAUGGCGAAUGUAAUUGAUGUUGGUAAAGUAUAUAAGACAUUUUUGUUGGAUCCUGAUUUCCGUGAAAAAGUAUAAUAAAAAAAGAAUAAUAUUGAUUCUCAAGAUUUUUCUGAUAACCAUUUAUUGGUGGCGAUUAUUCAACAAAGAAUCAUUAAUAAUGCACUUUAAUUAAUUUAUACUAUAAUUUAUAAAACUAACUCUCUUAAUUAUACAAUUUUAUUUUUAAUUAUAGUAUAUUAUACGUAAAAUAAUUUGUUUUUUAUACUUUUAUUGUAAAAAAGAAAUAUUUCAAUAUUAUCACUUCAUUACAAUUGAUUUAAAGUUAUAUACCUUUCAGGUUAGGUUAUAUAAUUAAAGUUAGAGUACAUAGUAUACAGGGGAAUGAUCACGGGGGGAUAAGGGUGUCAUAUCCCCUGUUAUAUGCCCACCACUAUAGACUAUAGAGACCCUUGUUAUACAGAAUAUAAUAACGCCUGUAUGUAGGCGUCUUAUCUUAGAUAUUUUUGCUUAUGAGCGACAAGACUAUAGUAUCGGUCUUGUCGACAAGUUAGUCUUGAACCCGACUCAUUCGAGUUAAGUAGUGUGCUUAUAGAAUAAAUUAUAUUAUUUUAAUAACUAAUAAAGUGUAAUAUUCUUAUUUAAAAUCCAAAAA